This is a messenger RNA of Menidia menidia (Atlantic silverside), 1380 nucleotides long. NCBI's taxonomy places the organism in Eukaryota, Metazoa, Chordata, Actinopteri, Atheriniformes, Atherinopsidae. The record is from the annotation of a GenBank genome assembly.
AUGUCUAACUUUAUCCUGGGUUUAGAUGUGGGGACCACGUCUGUUAAAGCCAUUUUAUUGGCUGCUGACUCCAGAACGGUGGCUGAGAGUCAGGCUUUACCCACUGCCGCCGAUAUAAGCGACGACAGCGGCAUACAGGCCAAGGAGCAGGACCCCGGUCGGAUUAUAGAUGCCCUGAACCGGUGCGUGGGUCAGCUGCCCAGAGACAAGCUGCAGCACGUCAGCAGCAUCGGGCUGUCCGGUCAGAUGCACGGGGUUAUAUUCUGGAAAGCAGAGAAAGGUUGUGAUUGGUCCAACGGGGACUUCUUCAUCCCCAGAGACAGCAGUCAGCUGAUCACGUGGCAGGACGGCCGCUGCAGCAGCAGCUUCCUGUCCUCUCUGCCCCAACCGGACUCGCAUGUGAGCGUUGCCACGGGGUUUGGCUGCGCCACAAUCUUCUGGUACAUGAAGCACAGACCUGAGUUCCUCCAGGAGUUCACAGCUGCAGGCACCAUCCAGGACUAUGUGGUGUCCAUGCUGUGCGGUUUGGACGGGUGCGUGAUGACGCCUCAGAAUGCAGCCAGUUGGGGCUUCUACAACACUUCUACCAGUCAGUGGAACGAAGACAUUCUGAAGGCUGCUGGCUUCCCUUUGCACCUGCUUCCUCAAUGCGUGCCAUCUGGUGGCCUGGCGGGGAAGACAUGCUCGGCCUGGCAUGGUAUUCCUGCUGGAACGCCAGUAGGGGCCGCCCUGGGAGACUUGCAGUGCUCCGUCUACUCCUGCAUGAGUGCCCCGACAGAUGCAGUUCUCAACAUAAGCACUUCAGCCCAGCUCACCUUUGCGAUGCCAGGUGACUUCAGGCCUCCAGAUUUCCCACAGCCGACCUCGCCGAUCUCUUACUUCCCGUACUUUGACUCCUCGUACUUGGCUGUCGCAGCGUCUCUGAACGGUGGGAAUGUGCUGGCAACAUUUGUGGAGAUGUUGACUUCUUGGAUGAGAGAGCUCGGGGGGGAGCUGAGUGAAUCCUGCCUGUAUGAAAAGCUGAUUGCAUGCGCCCUGAACCAGGAAACCAGCGACCUGAGGGUGACCCCCACCCUCCUGGGGGAGAGACACAGCCCUUGCAGCCUGGGCCAGGUGACCAACAUCUCCACCUCCAAUCUCUGCCUGGGUCAGGUGAUCCGAGCACUGUGCCAUGGAGUCGUUGCCAACAUCGCCUCCAUGAUGCCCGCAGAGAGCCUGCGGCAGGUGGGGGUCAGCAGGAUCGUGGGCAGUGGGAGCGCUCUGGCUCGCAACCAGGUGCUCAGACAGGAAGUGGAGAAGGUCUUUCCCCUGCAGGUGGUGUACGGACAGAACGCCGACUCCGCUGUGGGCGUGGCCAUGGUGCUCUGUGACAAACUUUAA